Caenorhabditis remanei is the source of this 1476-nucleotide messenger RNA. RefSeq lists its product as uncharacterized. Bases 1 to 1476 code for a protein of 491 amino acids. The transcript has 5 exons. Lineage: Eukaryota; Metazoa; Nematoda; Chromadorea; Rhabditida; Rhabditidae. The record is from RefSeq and is a predicted model, not a curated record.
AUGUCGAAUAACAAUCACCAAGGACUCCGUCCGUCUGCUCAACAAGACGACUUAUCGGACAGAUCCGAGACCAGCGACGUCAGUCGUCAAAAUGAUGCUGCAAAGAAGACCAACAACGUGCCGGAUGCCCCAACUUUCAAAGUCCCAGUUGCCGCACCAAAUGCGAGACAACGAUCGCAAGGAGGAUCCACAUCGUCUGCGCUAAGAGGAUCCGCAGCGUCUUUCCAAGGAGGAUCCUCUGCGUCAGCUCAAAAAGGAGCCGUUGAUGCUAAAAAGUCUCGGAAGAGAGUCUCUGAAGCCGAUUUGCUCAAGUCAAUGGACUUCGGUCCGAAAGAAGGAGGAACAUUGGCGAAUGUCGAAUUGGGGUUGGCUGGAAAGCGCCCUAGGGCUGCUUCUGUUGUGUCAAAUCGAGGAGAUCAUCAACGCUAUGGGCACCAAGUGGAUGAGGAGGAAACCGAUGAUGAAGACGACGAAGAAUACACUGAGUCGGCUAGCCAACCAAUGAAGAAGAAGCCAUCUGCUCCAGCUUCGACACCGGCUCAAAGAGCUUCAAUGCCCCCCACCGUCAAUGUAGUUUUGCCGAGAAAUCUCGCUGGACCGUCUGGGUGUGUUCCAUCAACAUCACAAAUGUCGUUGUCUCAUCCUCCCUCACCAUUCAAUCAAAUUCACCAAGCUCCCAAUGUGACCCAUCCACGAACUGAACACGCUUCUCCUGCAACUCCACAACAAGCAGUUCAUCAUCAAGCUCCACGUCUCCAGAAUCCAUCAACUUCCCGAGGCCCAUUGUCGCAUCCUCCGUCUCCAUUCAAUGCGCAUAUGCCACGAGCUCCUCAUGGAACUCGGCCACGAAUCGGACAAGCGGCUCAUGCAUUUCUACAACAAGCACCCCCUCAACAAGCUCCACAUCCAAUUCCUCCGGUUGCCCAGCAAGAUCCGGUACAACCAGAAACUGAUCUCAUCCCACCCGAGAUUCGAGAGAUGAUCCAAAGAGAUAGAGAACAGGAAUUAAUAAGACUUCAAGUGCAGAACAUGUCAAGAAGGCGAGCCCGUCAAUCGGUUCAAUACGCUCCGCCUCCUCGGGUCCACAUCCCAGAGCCAGUAAGGCCCACGGAGCCGGUGUAUCUCCCUGAGCCAAUGAACAAGAAUGUUUGUCCCGCCUUCAUGCCACCAAACUCCAACCCGGACUUUUAUCAAUGGACGGAAGAACAGAUGCAAAGUUGGUUUCAACUUGUUCUCAAAGAACGCACGACUCCCGAAAUGCUUCAAAAAAUAAAAGACGAAAACAUCAAUGGACUUUGCGUCGAUGAGUUUCUGAAGAACAAAUCAAUUGUCUUCACCAGCCUCAAUUUGAAAUGGGGCAAUAUCAUUGCCCUGAAGAAUGCAGCCACUAUGUUGCAGAAUAAUUUGAAAAGAAUUUAUUUUAACCAAGAUAUGGCGGAGUUUGAGAGAAAAAUGCGGUUGUACCGAAAUCAAUAA